AUAAAGUGAGAGGAGGCCCCGCAGCCCCGCCCGCAAGCUGCCGCCCCUACCCGGUACCUCGGUCUCUCCAUCCGCUGGAUCCCAGAGAACCCCCACCUCCACUGCGCCAUGUGUGGGAUUUGGGCCCUCUUUGGCAGUGAUGACUGCCUUUCUGUUCAGUGCCUGAGUGCUAUGAAGAUUGCACACAGGGGCCCAGAUGCAUUUCGCUUUGAGAAUGUCAAUGGAUACACCAACUGCUGUUUUGGAUUUCAUCGGUUGGCAGUGGUUGACCAGCUGUUUGGAAUGCAGCCAAUUCGAGUAAAGAAAUAUCCUUAUUUGUGGCUCUGUUACAACGGUGAAAUCUAUAACCACAAGAAGAUGCAACAACAUUUUGAAUUUGAAUACCAGACCAAAGUGGAUGGUGAGAUAAUCCUUCAUCUUUACGACAAAGGAGGAAUUGAACAAACAAUUUGCAUGUUGGAUGGGGUGUUUGCAUUUAUUUUGCUGGAUACUGCCAAUAAGAAAGUAUUCCUGGGCAGAGAUACUUACGGAGUCAGGCCUUUGUUUAAAGCCAUGACAGAAGAUGGAUUUUUGGCUGUGUGUUCAGAAGCUAAAGGACUUGUGAACUUGAAGCACUCCACGACUCCUUUUUUAAAAGUAGAGCCUUUUCUCCCAGGACACUAUGAAGUUUUGGAUUUAAAACCAAAUGGCAAAGUUGCCUCAGUGGAAAUGGUCAAGUAUCAUCACUGUAAAGAUGAGCCACUGCAUGCGCUCUAUGACAAUGUGGAAAAACUGUUCCCAGGUUUUGAGCUAGAAACUGUGAAGAACAACCUCCGGACCCUUUUUGACAACGCCAUCAGGAAACGCUUGAUGACAGACAGAAGGAUUGGCUGCCUCUUAUCAGGGGGCUUAGAUUCCAGUUUGGUUGCUGCCACUCUGUUGAAGCAGCUGAAAGAGGCUCAAGUACAGUAUCCUCUGCAGACAUUUGCGAUUGGCAUGGAAGACAGCACUGAUUUACUAGCUGCUAGAAAGGUGGCAAAUCAUAUUGGGAGUGAACACCAUGAAGUCCUCUUUAAUUCUGAGGAAGGCAUUCAGGUCCUGGAUGAAGUCAUAUUUUCCUUGGAAACUUACGAUAUUACAACAGUUCGUGCGUCAGUAGGUAUGUACUUAAUCUCCAAGUACAUUCGGAAGAACACAGACAGCGUGGUGAUCUUCUCCGGAGAAGGUUCAGAUGAGCUUACGCAGGGUUACAUCUAUUUUCACAAGGCUCCUUCUCCCGAAGCGGCCGAGGAGGAGAGCGAGAGGCUUCUGAAGGAGCUCUACCUGUUCGACGUUCUCCGGGCGGACCGCACGACUGCCGCCCACGGCCUUGAAUUGCGUGUCCCUUUCCUGGAUCAUCGAUUUUGUUCCUAUUACUUGUCUCUGCCCCCAGAUAUGAGAGUUCCCAAGAAUGGGAUAGAAAAACAUCUCCUGAGAGAGACUUUUGAGGACUCCAAUCUGAUACCUAAAGACAUUCUCUGGCGGCCAAAAGAAGCAUUCAGCGAUGGCAUAACCUCGGUUAAGAAUUCCUGGUUCAGGAUUUUACAGGAACAUAUUGAACAUCAGGUUGAUGAUUCAAUGAUGGCAACCGCAGCCCAAAAAUUUCCCUUCAAUACUCCUAAAACCAAGGAAGGCUACUACUACCGUCAAAUCUUUGAACGCCACUACCCAGGCCGGGCAGACUGGCUGACCCAUUACUGGAUGCCCAGGUGGAUCAAUGCCACGGACCCUUCCGCCCGCACGCUGGCCCAUUACAAGUCAGCCGCCAAAGCCUAGGUCCUGUCUGAGCGAUGCCGUGAAAGGAAACGUUCCUCUUGUGAAGAGUAGGGGACUCUGGGGCAGGACGGGGAGCAGGGAGCAUCAACCACCCAGGCUUGUUGGGCAUGGAAAAAAUAAAAGUCUUAAAUCUGA
This is a messenger RNA of Suricata suricatta (meerkat), 1929 nucleotides long. It is a transcript of the gene ASNS, whose product is annotated as asparagine synthetase (glutamine-hydrolyzing). The record is from RefSeq and is a predicted model, not a curated record. Gene Ontology annotation, cellular component: cytosol. The transcript has 12 exons. Lineage: Eukaryota; Metazoa; Chordata; Mammalia; Carnivora; Herpestidae. Gene Ontology annotation, molecular function: asparagine synthase (glutamine-hydrolyzing) activity. The coding region runs from base 109 to 1794 and encodes 561 amino acids.